AUGGUAUCCCCCGAUGAGAAGCAAGAUGAGAAGCCAUUUCUCCCUCCUCCGGCAUCUGCGUCUGCCUCCGCCUAUGCUAAAGCUCAGAAACAACACUCUGCAUUGGUGAUAUUGGGUGUAGUUGCUUUCUAUUGGGCCGCAUCGCUCGCGCUAGUAUUUUUAAACAAAUUCAUACUAAGCACAUCGGAAUACAAGUUUCCCUAUCCGUUGUUCGUUACUUGGUUCCAACUGGUUAUUGCAUUGCUUAUAUUGCUCGUAUGGGGAGGUCUUGGCACAAGAUUCAAGGCUUUCUCUCUUAUUCCACCACACGAGUUGGAUUUAGCAAUAGCGCGCAAAGUUAUGCCACUGAGCUUUAUCUAUGUCCUCAUGUUGGCAUUUAACAACUUGUGCUUACAAUAUGUGGAAGUGACAUUUUACCAGGUUGCUCGCUCUCUCACUAUUGUUUUCAACAUCAUCUUCACUUACACCCUUCUCGGUGCCAAAACUUCAGUCGCUGCAUUGUGUGCAUGUGCGAUUGUAUUUUCUGGUUUCGUCAUCGGCUCGUACGGUGAACUCAAUUUUACUUGGGAAGGCGUUAUUUACGGCGUAGCUUCCAGUGCAUUUGUUGCAUUAUAUGGAAUUUAUGUCAAAAAGACUCUUGUCGUUGUCGGUAAUAAUCAAUGGCGACUUCUUCACUAUAACACUACCCUAUCAAUCGCUUUCCUCUUCCCUCUUGUUGUUCUGGCCGGGGAACUUCAGGAUAUGUUUGCAAAUGUCUACUUCUUCGACGAACCUGCAUUCUGGAUAUUAAUGGUUCUCACAGGCAUCACAGGCUUUGUGAUCAAUAUCGCCAUAUUCCUUCAAAUUAAAUACACGACUCCUUUAACCAACAACAUUUCGGGCACCGCCAAGAGCUGUGUCCAGACCGCGCUUGCUGCAUGGUACUUUGCUAAUCCAAUCAGUGUAUUGAACGGCAUCGGUAUCAUCCUUGCGCUCUUUGGUUCGGGAAUGUAUUCGUGGGUGAGGUACAAGGAGAUGGUAAAGAAGUAG
Paraglomus occultum is the source of this 1029-nucleotide messenger RNA. Lineage: Eukaryota; Fungi; Glomeromycota; Glomeromycetes; Paraglomerales; Paraglomeraceae. The record is from the annotation of a GenBank genome assembly.